Messenger RNA from Lachnellula hyalina, 1635 nucleotides. It is a transcript of the gene apm3, whose product is annotated as AP-3 complex subunit mu. Gene Ontology annotation, biological process: endocytosis; intracellular protein transport. The record is from RefSeq and is a predicted model, not a curated record. The transcript has 3 exons. The coding region runs from base 1 to 1635 and encodes 544 amino acids. Gene Ontology annotation, cellular component: clathrin adaptor complex; cytoplasmic vesicle. NCBI's taxonomy places the organism in Eukaryota, Fungi, Ascomycota, Leotiomycetes, Helotiales, Lachnaceae.
AUGAGUGGCGCCGUGGAGGCUUUACACAUCUAUGAUGAGCACAACCGCCCAAUUCUCUCCCAUAUUUACACGGGGCGCCCCCUCUCAGCUCCUCAACUCCUCCCUCUAUACAUGAGCCAUGCACAACCGCGGCCGAGCUUCAUAUACUUGCCGAACACCUCCCCUCCUACACUGGUCUUUAGUCUCAUCCAUUCCAACCUUCUAUUCCUCCUCACAUCCUCCUCCGAGAUUGAGCCCCUCCUUGCUCUCGAAUUCCUACACAGAAUCAUAGAUGUACUAGAGGAAUUUGUCGGGUCCCCAUUAUUGGCACACAAAGUGGAGAGCAGUUAUGAUGUAGUAGCCCAGCUUCUAAAUGAGAUGUGCGAUGCUGGGGCUGUGAGUACAACUGAGCCAAAUGCGCUGAGAGAUGUGGUAGAGGUUGAGGGAUGGCUCAACAAGCUGUUGGGAGGAAUCAAUAUUCCUGGGAAAACAGGCUUUGCUUCUGCACCCUCGAGUUCAAAUAUGUCUGCAAUAUCUUCAACAGGAUCACUAGCAGCAAAUACCCCAGCACUACCUUGGCGAAGGGCAAACGUACGCCAUACUUCUAAUGAGCUCUAUGUGGAUAUUGUAGAGACUUUGUCCGUCACACUUGCUCCUUCUGGACGACCCCUAGCUGCUUUUGCCAAUGGAACGAUUGCUUUCACGUCCAAAAUAUCAGGGGUUCCAGACUUAUUAUUGAAUAUUUCAUCACCAUCUGGAAAGCAGAAUAUCAACAGUGUCAUGCAGCUCCCCGUUUUCCAUCCAUGUGUGCGAUUAGCUAGGUGGAAGGAAAAGCCUGGAGAAAUGAGCUUCGUACCACCUGACGGACGCUUCAUAUUAGCUGGCUAUGAAGUUGAUUUACUUCCUUUUCAGAACGGGCACGUCGGCAGCACAAACGCAUCAAAUUUGAAAUUGCCGGUCCAGGUUGAGGUAAAGACUGGUCUAGGCCCAACAGGGUCUGACUUUGAAGUUAGACUGUUCAUUACCAAAGUCUCUGGUCAAGGCAAUUCGUCUUCCUCGGCUCUGUCUUCAAGGAGCAGCAACCAACUUGGAGGUCGCGGUGGUUUUGGGGCACAACCUGGUACCUCCUCAACCCCAACACUGGAGGAUCUCGUAGUCACGAUACCUCUACCAACAGAUGUAAGAAACCUGUCAGAAAUGAGAGCCAGCAGAGGUGACACUACCUACAACCCCGGGGGAGAGAAUUUAGAAUGGCACAUCCCAGCUAAGGAAGCCGUUACUGGAGGAGCAACCUUGCGCUGUACCGUUGCUGGCCCUCUUGUUGACGAUGAAGAUUUCGAAAGUAAUGGCUUCAGACUCGACGGAAGAUAUGAUUAUGAUGAAGAUACAUAUCAAAGCACACCAGCAGAAUCCGAAAAGGAACCCUUAAAGGUGGAUGAGACAAGCAAUGCACGUAAGGUUGCCCAGAACAAAAUCCUCAUGCCUAGCUCUGCAGCAGUCAGCUUCUCCGUAAAGGGCUGGCUGGCUAGUGGAAUCAAAGUCGAGAGUGUGGUCAUCGAUACCAAAAAGAGUCGUGGAAUUGGAGAAGGGGUCAAACCUUAUAAAGGCGUUAAGUAUUUGACGAUCAGUAGGGGUGGGAUCGAAGCUCGAUGUUAA